Messenger RNA from Nymphaea colorata (pocket water lily), 3529 nucleotides. Its product is annotated as transcription initiation factor TFIID subunit 4b. The coding region runs from base 333 to 3329 and encodes 998 amino acids. NCBI's taxonomy places the organism in Eukaryota, Viridiplantae, Streptophyta, Magnoliopsida, Nymphaeales, Nymphaeaceae. Gene Ontology annotation, biological process: transcription initiation at RNA polymerase II promoter. The record is from RefSeq and is a predicted model, not a curated record. Gene Ontology annotation, cellular component: transcription factor TFIID complex. Gene Ontology annotation, molecular function: RNA polymerase II general transcription initiation factor activity; protein heterodimerization activity; DNA binding. The transcript is spliced from 15 exons.
GUAGUCGCAGGACGGGCAGUCUAGGUUAUCGUGAGGCGUCCUGUUCUGGUUUACGUUCAUUUGGGGACUAUAAGACGCGAAGAACUGGACGUCCCGCCCCUGACGUCUCCAACCCCCAUCAAAUGCCGCCAACAUCACAGUCGGCAGCAACUGCCCGAUUAACCGGCAACGAGCCAACGUCCGCCUCCGCAAGGAUCCGCAGGAGCUUCUCUUCCCUUGCCAUGAACUUUGGGCGACUCCCCUCGAACAACCCCUCACCGUUAGUUCUCCGAUUGUAAUCCAUUAACUUCUCUUUCGUUCAUUGUAGUUGGUAUUGUGAAUAAUAAGUCGCCAUGGAUCCUUCGAUCAUGAAGCUGCUUGAAGAAGACGAGGACGAGCACAUGCAUUCCGGGGCAGAUGUUGAGGCGCUCACCGCGGCGCUCAAUCGGGAUAUCGGAGGCACGCUCUUACCUCAGACAACCACCUGUACGGUGGAAUCUGAUCCUGGUGCCUUGUCCCAUGGUGACGCAUCCUCGCCUUCUCUUUCUUUCGGACAAUGGCAGCAAUCUGCACUAGAAGAAGAAAAUGUCAAGCAAGAGCAUAUGCAGGAAGUGCAUCAACUCCAGCAAAUACAAGGGAAGCACCCAUGUGUAAUGGACCAAUUAAAACAUGGGGAAGAUGCAAGGCCUCUGGAACAGAAAAGUGGUAUAAUCUCAUCAGGUGGUGACCAACCUCUGUGUGACCAGAAGCAAGUUCAAGCUCAGGAUCAAACUUUACAACCUGCACAAGGCCAGCAGAUGUCUGUAGAGAAUAAUCAACUUUCCGGGAAAUCCUCUGGACAAGGAAUAGAAAAGGAAACCUUUCAAAAGGGUGGGCAAUACCUUAAAUCACUACCAUCUAAUGCACAGGAUGCUGCCUUAGGUAACCAACAUUUGCACCCUGUGAGUACUCAGCAAUCAUCUGCAGUGGCACAGUCAAGUAAUCCGAAACAGCCUUCCAAGCCAGGAACUAUUCCUUUUGCCUUGUUGCUUCCAGUUUUAACUCCUCACCUUGACAAAGACAGGACCAUGCAGCUACAAACACUUUUCGUCAGAUUGAGGAAAAAUGAGGUUUCAAAGGAAGACUUUUUAAGAGUUGCUAAAGACAUAGUGGGGGAUCAGAUGCUCAGAAAGGCUGUCGAACUAAUGCAGGAGAAGCAUAUGCAGCUUCGGAAUUCCCAGAAAACACCGAGAGGUCAAUCUAGGUAUCAAUUUCAGUCUUCUAGUCCCUUGCAGGAUUCUGGUCUUUCUGGUUACAAUCAUCCACAGGUAGCCGAGACUCAAUCAUCAUCACAAAUUCAUGCUUUACCUAAUACAUCCCAUAAGAGGUUGCAUGAUCAACAAUCGAAAAUCCCAAAUGUGCAAAUGCAGGCAAACUUAUCCCUUCCUGCUUCUGAAACCACUGCUCAGAAAGCUAGGCAGGGUACCGAUCAUCAUCCUGAUAGACAGGGAGUCUCUUCAAAUCAAGCAGUCCCUGUUAAUGUGGGCCAGGUUAUUCAGGAAACAGAAUCCUCGAAGGUCUUAGUGCCAUCUGUUGAUCAGCAGCACCAGCAGCAGCAACAACAACAGCAACAUAUGCCGUUCCCACAGUCAUCGUUUUCAAUGUAUGGGGGAACAGUGGCGAAUUAUUAUUCAUAUGGGUUUUCUAUGCCAUCUGUCACUGCACAGGGAGGUCCUGCUAAGAUGCAGGGACAAGAUCCUCAAGUUCGACAAAUGGCAAAUUCCCAAGGAAUGGCUCCACCUCAGUUACCAUCAUCUCAGCCUUUGAACCUGAAGACUGUUCCCAAACAUGACCUGCAAAGUCCCAGAAAUGAAACCAAGAGGCCACAAAGUGUAUCACACCCACAGAUAACUGGUGUGUCAGCAUUUCAACCAAAUCCAAGCAUGUGGCAAACUAGCUUGGAUAAAGAACUGAAGAUUGGUGGACUGCCAUCGUCGUCACACAUGAAACAGGAGACUAGUGACCAUGUAAUGGACCAUCAACACAAACCUUUUAUGUCUGGUCAGGGGACACCUUUCAGUCCAAUGAACAUUGACUCAGGGAAUUCAAGUCAUGGUCCCAUAAAGGAAGAAGCUUUGGAGAAGCAAUCUGGCAGGGUAAACUUCACGGCCGCUGGAAAUGUUCUCCCUGCAAAUCCAUUUUCAAGCUCCUUGCCAACACAUCUAGAACAUUCAACACAGAACGCACCAUCAUCUGCUGCUACGAUACACCUUCAGACUUCUUCUACACCUGCGCCUCCAGCUGGGAACACAAAUGCAAGGGCAACUUCGAAAAAAACUUCAGCGGGGCAAAAGAAGCCACUUGAUGCUUCUGCUUCUCCAACACAACUUCCCACUAAAAAGCAAAAGACAUCUGGUGAAUAUCAAGAUCAGAGCAUUGAGCAACUUAAUGAUGUUACUGCAGUCAGUGGCGUGAACCUAAAGGAAGAGGAGGAGCAGCUGCUUUCUGCACCUAAAGAGGAAAGUCGAGCUUCAGAAGCCAUGCGACGGCUUGUACAGGAAGAAGAAGAGAGGCUAAUUUUACAACGGGAUCUGUUACAGAGAAAAGUAGCACAAAUCAUGGCCAAAUCCGGUAUAAAGAAUGCCAGCAGUGACGUUGACCAGUGUUUGUCCAUGUGCGUCGAGGAAUGCCUACGAGGAUUGCUAUGCAAGCUCAUUAGAAUGUCAAAGCAGAGGGCAGAUCUUGAAAGGGGGAGACACAAGGUUGUGGUCACUUCAGAUGUUCGGCGACAGAUUCUGUUAAUGAAUCGGAAAGCAAAAGAGGAACUGGAGAAAAAACAUGCAGAAGAAGCUGAGAAGCUACAAAAACAGAAUGAGGCUGAAGGAAACACUGCAACAGAUACAGAAAAGGAUGACGGCCGUAUGAAAUCAGUCAAGGUAAACAAGGAAGAAGAUGACAAAAUGCGAACAACGGCAGCAAAUGUUGCAGCCCGAGCAGCUGUGGGGGGAGAUGACAUGCUAUCAAAAUGGCAACUCAUGGCUGAACAAGCAAGACAAAAACGUGAAGGUGGAGUUGAUGGAGCAUCUGGCAAGGAUGUAAACCGUAAGGCCUUGGCAAUUUCUGCAAAGGCUAUGAGCAGCUCCGACAAUCACACUGAGGGCCGAGCAACCUCUGGUACAGCAUAUGGUGUCAGAAGUUAUGGGAGGAGUCCCAUUGGAAUGGGUCAAGCCAAAAUAGCAAGGACCAUCUCUAUCAAGGAUGUGAUCUCUGUUCUUCAAAGAGAACCUCACCUAGCCCAGUCUACAUUGCUUUACCGGUUGUAUGAAUGGAUGCCUAACGAUUCAACGGAAAAAGCUGGGGAAACAACAUGAACAUCGGCUUUUUUGCACUAUGACUCCUGCCUCGCCGAUUAGCGUUGUGAAAUAUUCCAUGGUGCAUGUAGUUUUAUAAAUUACUGCAUGUCUCCUGCACCAUUAGUACAGGAGUCCUGUUAAAAAAUGUAACACUACAGUUACUGAUCGUGAUUGUAAAAUGAUAAGGAAAGGCCAUUGUCGUCUUAUUUUGAAAUCCA